Molecule: messenger RNA, 825 nt
Organism: Xenopus laevis (African clawed frog)
Lineage: Eukaryota; Metazoa; Chordata; Amphibia; Anura; Pipidae
Product: serine/threonine-protein kinase N2-like
Exons: 4
Coding region: 66-446 (126 amino acids)
Source: RefSeq, a predicted model, not a curated record
UACUCAGAGGAGAACGCUACAACAGGACCGUGGACUGGUGGUCAUUAGGGAUAACUAUCUAUGAAAUGGCCGUUGCCAAGUUGCCAUUUACUGGGAAAACCCAGGAGGAAAUCUUUAAUAACAUCUUUUAUUCAGAACCAGAUUAUCCAAGUGACCUGGAUAGUAGCACCAUUUCAAUAAUUGAAGCACUCCUAGACAAAGACCCCAGAUUCCGGCUGGGAUCAGAAAUAGAUGAUGGUGAAGAAGUGCAGAGAUUCAGAUACUUCAGGUCAAUUGACUGGAAAGCUCUCUGGAACAAGCAGCUGAAAGCGCCAUUCAUACCCAGCCAACCUACUACAACAGAUGGUGAUGAAGGCGUCAAACUUACAGAAUACAGAUGGAGACUUGACCAAGAUGUGCACGAGACAUUCAGAAAUUUUGAUGAGUUGCCAGAAGAAAACUUCUAAAAUGAUAUCUCUCUAUAAACCAAAGAAAUGCCAGAUAGAAAAUGUUUGCCAGAGGAGACUCAUCUUCUACCAAGGAAGACAAAGCACAAUACCAACUGUCCUUCUACUUCUACCAAUGGGGUAUAGUAGUUAUCAGGGAUAUGGAAGAUAGCUCAUAGUCAGGCCCAGAAUUGUGGCAAGGCCACAAAGGCAGAGCCUAGGACAGUAAAAUUUUAGGGAUAGCAUGCUGCUCAGCCACAUUGGGAACACUGCGUUCCCCUGUGCCCAUCACUAUGGUGGGCACUAGGACCAUGAUGCCUCGUCGGAACCGCUGCAGGAAAUCUGGCCCUGCUCAUAUUACAAGUUGAUCCAGGGACUAGUCCGAUUGCCAUUUUGGAGU